GUGGGCGUGAUUAUUAGUUACAGUUUUAUUCCAUACAAUACAAUUUUGCCUGUUCUCUUCGCCACGUGAUCUCCAAAAGCCUCUUUUCCUUCCUUUCUGCUAUUCUCCACUUCUCAUUCAAUUUCCCAUUUCCAGAAGCAGAAAUCUAAUCACCAAAACCCUAGAAAGAACAAUCAAUCUCAUUUCUCUAUAUUCUCUGGCUGACUUCUUCUUCUGUCUCUCCAAUGGCGGAGGAGAAUUUUGGCACUGGCAGUAGUGUUGGUGGAGGAUCGGAGAUUAACGGCAGAUUGGCUUCUAUGGACUCUGUGGAGUCGCGUUGGGUCUUCCAAGACGAUGAUGAUUCCGUUAUGGACGAUGACGAUGAAGAUGAGGAGGAUGAUGGUGCUCUACACCGCACUGCUAUGGAUUCAGAAGACGACGAUGACAAUGCUGAGCAGCGUCUGAUCCGUACUGGUCCUCGCAUCGACUCCUUCGAUGUUGAAGCCCUUGAGAUCCCCGGCGCUCAGCGUAAUGACUACGAGGACUUCAGUGUGGGAAGGAAAAUUAUAAUUGCUUUUCAGACACUUGGUAUUGUCUUUGGUGAUGUUGGAACAAGUCCAUUGUACGCCUUUGAUGUGAUGUUUACAAAGGCACCUAUUAAUGGAAAAGAAGAUGUUCUUGGUGCAUUAUCACUGGUCCUCUAUACCUUAAUCUUGAUUCCCCUAAUCAAAUAUGUCCUUGUUGUUCUUUGGGCCAAUGAUGAUGGUGAAGGUGGUACAUUUGCCUUGUACUCCCUGAUUUGUAGGCAUGCCAAAGUUAGUCUUCUCCCAAAUCAACUUCCUUCAGAUGCUCGUAUAUCAAGCUUCAGGCUCAAGGUGCCAUCACCUGAACUUGAGCGAUCACUGAAAAUCAAAGAAAGACUGGAGACUUCACAGACUCUGAAAAAGUUGCUCUUGAUAUUAGUGCUUGCUGGUACAUCUAUGGUCAUAGCUGAUGGGGUUGUUACGCCAGCAAUGUCAGUAAUGUCAGCUGUUGGUGGUCUAAAGGUUGGUGUGGCUGCAAUUGAACAAGAGCAAGUGGUGAUGAUUUCAGUUGCCUUUCUUGUAAUUUUGUUCAGUGUACAGAAGUUUGGAACUAGUAAAGUGGGACUAGGAGUGGGCCCCGCUUUAUUCUUAUGGUUUUGUUCGCUUGCGGGUAUAGGGAUUUAUAACCUUGUUAAAUAUGACAGUAGUGUCGUGAGGGCAUUUAAUCCUGUUCACAUCUAUUACUUCUUCAAGCGGAAUUCUUCUAAGGCUUGGCGCGCCCUUGGAGGCUGCCUCCUAUGUGCAACAGGUUCUGAGGCCAUGUUUGCAGAUCUUUGCUAUUUUUCUGUCAGAUCAAUUCAGCUUACAUUUGUAUUUCUUGUUUUGCCGUGCCUUUUAUUGGGUUAUUUGGGUCAAGCUGCAUACCUUAUGGAAAAUCAUGCAGCGGAUGUGGCUGAGCAAGCAUUUUUUUCAUCAGUUCCAAGUAGUGCUUUCUGGCCGGUUUUCCUCAUUGCUAAUAUAGCGGCAUUGAUUGCCAGCCGGGCCAUGACAACAGCCACAUUUUCAUGCAUAAAACAAUCUACUGCACUUGGUUGUUUCCCUCGUCUUAAAAUCAUUCAUACGUCUCGAAAGUUCAUGGGUCAGAUAUAUAUUCCUGUCAUAAACUGGUUUUUGCUGGUAGUCUGCCUAGUUUUCGUCUGCUCUAUCUCAAGCAUUACUGAGAUGGGAAAUGCAUAUGGCAUUGCCGAGCUGGGGGUAAUGAUGAUGACAACAGUUUUAGUGACUAUUGUUAUGCUUCUUAUAUGGCAGAUAAACAUCAUUGUUGUUCUGAGUUUUGCGGUUAUUUUCCUAGGGAUAGAACUGAUCUUUUUCUCAUCAGUUUUAGCGCUUGUGGGGGAUGGAAGUUGGAUAAUUUUGGUUUUUGCUGCGAUUAUGUUCUUCAUAAUGUACAUUUGGAACUAUGGGAGCAAGCUAAAGUAUGAAACUGAAGUUAAGAAAAAGUUGUCUAUGGAUUUAAUGCGGGAAUUAGGCCCCAAUCUUGGGACAAUCCGUGCACCAGGCAUUGGCUUGCUUUAUAAUGAAUUGGUGAAGGGAGUACCUGCUAUUUUUGGCCAUUUUCUGACGACUCUCCCAGCAAUCCAUUCCAUGAUCAUAUUUGUGUGCAUAAAGUAUGUUCCAGUUCCAGUAGUGCCUCAGAGUGAAAGGUUCCUUUUCCGGCGUGUCUGCCCUAAAGGCUACCACAUAUUUCGUUGUAUUGCCAGGUAUGGAUACAAGGAUGUUCGCAAAGAGAAUCAUCAGACAUUUGAACAACUUUUAAUUGAGAGCCUCGAGAAGUUCAUUCGCCGGGAAGCCCAAGAACGGUCAUUGGAGAGUGACGGAGAUGAUGAUACAGACUCUGAAGAAGAGAACGCUUGUACCAGGGUUCUAAUAGCUCCCAAUGGAAGUGUUUACUCACUUGGUCUCCCUCUCUUGGCCGACUUCAGGGAUACAAGUAAGCCCAUUUCUGAAGCAAGCACCUCUGAGGAGGUGAAACUAGGGACUUCUGCAGACCCAACCACCUCUGAUCCAGAACUGAGCCUUGAAAGGGAGCUCUCUUUUAUUCACAAAGCUAAAGAAUCUGGGAUGGUCUAUCUUCUUGGUCAUGGUGAUAUUAGGGCAAGGAAGGAUUCAUGGUUUAUAAAGAAGCUAGUCAUAAAUUACUUCUAUGCUUUUCUGAGGAAGAAUUGCAGAAGAGGGGUUGCAAAUUUGAGUGUUCCGCACUCGCAUCUCAUGCAGGUUGGCAUGACAUACAUGGUUUGACAAUUGAUUUUGCUAUCCGAAAUAAUGCAAGUCUUAGUUACCUUUGAUACUGUAGUUCGAUGCAUGCAAUUGCCAAUUGAUUGGAAAGUUGCAUUCAUGAGUUAGACAAAAGGGUAUGUCAAUUUCUCAAUGCAAGGUGCGUAUGUGAGUCUACACAUACUUGCUUCAUUUUCUUGACUAAACCUCCUCGUAGAGUUCACUCUUUCGAUCAAGAAAGUUUUGUUAGUCUUGAUUUGGGCUUUCUUUAUAAUAUUGGUUUUACUGUUGUUACAUAUGCAUACGCAAUUUAACCCUUGUAAUUAACAUUUCAAACUGAUGUGAAUGUGAUUUGUUAUAAAGAAAAAUUCCACUAGA
Manihot esculenta (cassava) is the source of this 3155-nucleotide messenger RNA. Its product is annotated as potassium transporter 7. Gene Ontology annotation, cellular component: plant-type vacuole; vacuolar membrane. The record is from RefSeq and is a predicted model, not a curated record. Gene Ontology annotation, molecular function: potassium ion transmembrane transporter activity. The transcript has 10 exons. Lineage: Eukaryota; Viridiplantae; Streptophyta; Magnoliopsida; Malpighiales; Euphorbiaceae. Gene Ontology annotation, biological process: potassium ion transmembrane transport. The coding region runs from base 225 to 2801 and encodes 858 amino acids.